This is a messenger RNA of Phoenix dactylifera (date palm), 3030 nucleotides long. RefSeq lists its product as uncharacterized. The record is from RefSeq and is a predicted model, not a curated record. Gene Ontology annotation, molecular function: chromatin binding. Lineage: Eukaryota; Viridiplantae; Streptophyta; Magnoliopsida; Arecales; Arecaceae.
CUUGAUUUAUUCAACCUCUUAAAGGAAGAGAGAGAGAGAGGGAGAGAGAGGGCGUUCUUCUUCCCUUCUUACCCGCUGUUUGCCGCUCCUCCUCCUUCCCUGCGGCGCGUGAACUCCGUUCUGAGCCUCCACAGCUAUUCUUCUUCCCUUCUCCUCUCCUUCUUUUCUAUCUCCAAGUUUAGGGAGAAAGCUAGAAGAAGACAAGAGCCGACCUCUUCUCCCUCACCCUCGGGCUCCCAAGCUCUCAACCGCAUCCCCCGGUCGGCUCUUUUUUUUUUUCCCCCUCCUCCCUCAGAGCUCUCGUUUGAACUCUUUUUUCUUGCUUUUUGGCUCCUCCGCCGCUGUGGACAAGGCUUCCCCUUUGGCUCGCCCUUUUCUGGUUGGUUUUCGCUUCGGAUGGAGCCUUGGAGGACCCAGGUUUGAUCCUCCUCUUCUUCCCCCCAGCUUUUGGUAAAGAUUGGAGGAGACCCCAUCUUUUGAUCCUUCUCUGGGCUGGAUUUCACCGUCAUGGAAAAGUUUUUGCUCAACCUAAACCCGUUCCGGUUCAAGCAGACGGUGUUGAUGAGAAGCCCAGUUUUGCACGGUCGAGUUCUCUGAAAAAGGUGAUGUUUUGGGGGGAUUGUUUGUUUAUUCGGCGCUUUUGGUUCAAAAGAUAGGCGUGCGAGCGAGCCCGGUUCUUAGAUUUUUUGGGGGUUUCCCGUUGGAAUGAGUUGACUUGUGGAAACCCUAGUUACUGACUCGAGCUCUCUGACAUUGUUGCUCGAAAUCUCCCAGAGUUGUUGCCCUUUUGUCCCCCCCUUCGUUUCCUGCGCUGGUUCUGAGAUUUUUGAACUCUCUAAGCUUGAUCUUUUAGGGUCCCAUAGGUGGUUUGGAAUGCUACUUUGAUCUGGUGUUGGUGUUGUCUACUGCCACGAUGUCAGGAAACAGUCCUGAUUUUGUGAAGUGGAGGGAGGAGUUCGUCUCACAGGAGCGUGGAAGCCGAGUCGUCCACUACUACCUGGAAGACUCCAAGGGAGAUUCCCAUCUUGCCGUUGUUGGCACCGAAAGGAGCCUGAGGCACAUGCUUUAUGUGGUUUCGGAGGAGUUCUGUCAGGCCUACGGGCCGGACAAGUCGGGGGUCUCUUGCCUCAAGUGGAGAUCGAGAAGAGAAGUCGUAGAUUGGCUGACUUCAUUUCUUCCAGCAAAGACCAGCACCGAAAAUAAUUCAAAAUCGGAAAAAUAUGAGUUACCACAAUCUUUGAUUGCUGAUGUGGAGGUGAAUGGAUUCAAUGAGACUGGAGGAUAUCUAUUUAAACAUAUGGAUAAAGGCCACAAUUCAGACAUUGUGUGGUCUGGUGUUUCCUGGACUUGUGGCAAACAGCUUCGGCAUUACCAAGCAUUCUGUCGCAAUGGAACCACCAUAGCUACCCAUUCGUUUGUUCUUGUCAUGUCUGAGGUGGUCAAUCGCUAUCUUGCUUAUUUAGAAGAUAUGUAUGAAGACAAAAAAGGGCAGAAGAAGGUUAAAGUACGAUGGUUUCAUCAAAAUCAAGAAUUUGCUUGUACAAUACCCCCACCUACUCCGCAUCCCAGUGAAGUCUUCAUCACACCUUACUCUCAAGUCAUCAGUGCAGAGUGUGUGGAUGAUAUAGCUACUGUUUUAACUCCUGAACACUAUGAAAAAUGCUUGGCUUCAUUGCCAUGUGCUUCUACAGCAGGAAUCCGUUUAUGCUUUCGGCAGUACAGCAAAAACAAAUUCAAACUCUUUGAUUUAAGAACUUUGCGUGGAUAUUUUAAUCAGGCAGUUCUUGCACGCUUGGAUAUAAGCACCGUGUUUGAGAAGGAAGAGGAAGAAUCUGGUCAUGGAAGAAUCACAAAACGUGCUGGUCCCAAGAGAAUAAGGUUCAUCAAGGGGCACCAGAAAUUUUCAGCAGACCGUUUAGCUGCAAAGAUGUCAAGCCAUAUAACAGCCUGCAGACCAGCUUAUGAAAACCUAAGGUAUGAGUUACCUGGUAGAAGACCACUGUCGGUGAAGUUUGUUGGACCACGCAAUUGGCCUACCCCACCUUUUAAGGUUGGCGAGAAGAUAGAGCUGCUCUGUCAAGAUAGUGGCAUCAGAGGCUGCUGGUUCAAAUGCACUGUUUUGCAAUUAUCUCAUAAGAGGUUGAAGGUUCGAUAUGAUGAUUUGCAGAAUGUUGAUGGCUGUGGGAAUGUGGAGGAAUGGAUCCCUGCCUUCAGACCAGCAGCUCCUGACAAAUUGGGCAUGAGAUUCUCAGGCCGCCCAACAAUUCGUCCUUGUCCUUCAUGUGAUUGUUUACUCGAUACUAUUGCUUAUGUUAAUGGAACCCCGGUGGAUGCGUGGUGGAAUGAUGGUUGGUGGGAAGGAGUUGUUGUUGGAACAGACAGCUGUGAAGAUGAUAGUCUGCAAGUAUAUUUUCCAGGUGAAGAUGUCUUCUUAAUAUGCCAGAGAAAAAAUUUAAGAAUUUCUAAAGACUGGGUAGGGAAUCAGUGGGUCAAUAUCCAAGCCAAGCCAGAUAUCUUGUCAGCAAUAUCUUCAGUUAGCCGUGGUGCAGAGCUAACUGAAUGCUUAAUCUUCACCAAGAGGGCGGAAUCCGGCAGUUCUAUAAUGUCAGACCAAGAAGUCCUUGCUACACAAGCCAACUCAAAUGAAGAAGAUAAGCAAGCAGAAGCCAGCUUGAGUGAUAGAACUGACCUAAACAUGAGGCAAGUUAAUUCACGAAAGCGGCCGAAGGAUGAAGGUGCUGAGGAAGACUCUGAGGAGAAGGUAGGCAUAGGUGGCGAUGAGAGUUGAAGGCUGGCAAUUGUAGUUGGAACCAGGCUCGCUUUCAAGUUUUUCUCUUUUUUUUUUGUACAUAGACGUGUGAGUAUAAAGUAUCAUAUACAAACACGAUGAUGUUACUUUCUAGUGCCAAGUUAGCUGCACUAUAAUUAGGAGAACCAUGGAGGUGAACUGACUGAAGACUUGGUGAUCUUUGUGGCUUUAGUUUAAGCUUUUGACAUUCUGUUUAGCAAUUUAAUUCCAGAUUAAGACCA